Saccostrea cuccullata (small rock oyster) is the source of this 678-nucleotide messenger RNA. RefSeq lists its product as uncharacterized. Lineage: Eukaryota; Metazoa; Mollusca; Bivalvia; Ostreida; Ostreidae. Gene Ontology annotation, molecular function: nucleic acid binding; zinc ion binding. The transcript has 2 exons. The record is from RefSeq and is a predicted model, not a curated record. Bases 1 to 678 code for a protein of 225 amino acids.
AUGCCAGAGUCACAGGACCCCGUCGGAUUUGAUUUGGGAUUAUAUAAUCUUCCAGGAUACAUGAAUAAAGAAGAUAUGGGCAUCUUGACUACAACUCUGGAUGGGAUUGUCAACAUGCUGACUGGUAUUGAUAACAAGCUGACUGAUCUGAAAAACUACAACACCAGUGAAUUUUGUUUGAUCCGUGAUAGAUUGUCCAGAUUAGAAGUUAAAGUCGCCAACAUGCAAGAGAAAAUGAGAGGAGGAGGCUCUUACCAGAAAAAAGAAGACAAGGGAUCCGGAGAUACUAAGAAAACAAGACAGACGGACCCGUGCUUCAUCUGUAAAGAGUUAUGGCAUUGGGUCCCAGACUGCCCCAGAAAAAAACAGGAUUUGUGCUACAAGUGCGGUAAAUUUGGACAUUGGGCUAAUAAGUGCCCAGAGGAUGAUGAGGAUCAACAAUUCUUGAAAGAAGUAGAAAAAUUGGAGAAAAAGCCUCAGGAACCCAAGACCUCAGGGACACACCAGACCAAACCAUUAGUGAAAGAAGGAGAAAAAAAAGGGGGAAAAGUCUCAGGAACACAGCAGAGAGAUUCCAGCCACUCACAAGAGGAAACUACCCCCGACCGAAAAGGCACAGAAGAAGAAAAAAAAAUGCAGCUCUGCUGGCUAGCUGUAAAUGAAAACGUGACGUCAUAA